UACAGGGGCCAGCAAGUACAGCCGAUCCCCCACAGCAGGGUACCGUGUUAAAGGCCAUGGCUGGCAGAAUGGUCCCUCAAGUUCUUCACAAGGUGGGGGUGGUGGGCUAUGGCCGCCUGGGACAGUCCCUUGUGUCCCACCUUCUGGCUCAGGGGUCAGAACUAGGCCUAGAACUUGUUUUUGUAUGGAACCGUGACCCUGGACGAAUGGCAGGGAGUGUGCCCCCUGCCCUGCAGCUCCGAGACCUCACCGCCCUUGAGGAGAGGCACCCUGACCUUGUGGUAGAAGUGGCCCAUCCAAAAAUAAUCCAUGAAUCCGGAGCACAAAUCCUUCGACAUGCAAACCUUCUGGUGGGAUCCCCAUCAGCUCUGGCUGACCAGACCACAGAGCAGCAGCUCCUGGAGGCUUCAAACCACUGGGGCCACACGGUGUUUGUGGCCCGAGGGGCCCUGUGGGGGAGUGAGGACAUCAGCAGACUGGAUGCAGCUGGAGGCCUCCAGAGCCUUCGAGUCACCAUGGCCACACAUCCUGAUGGCUUCCGGCUGGAGGGGCCCCUGGCUGCAGCACACAGUAGUGGGCCCCGCACAGUGCUCUAUGAAGGCCCUGUGCGUGGACUCUGCCCCUUGGCGCCCCGAAACUCUAACACCAUGGCAGCCGCUGCCCUGGCUGCCCCCAGUCUAGGCUUUGAUCGUGUCAUUGGAGUGCUUGUGGCUGAUCUUAGCCUCACCGACAUGCACGUGGUGGAUGUGGAGCUGAUAGGCCCCCCAGGGCCCACAGGCCGCAGCUUCGCCCUGCACACCCACAGAGAGAACCCAGCCCAGCCUGGCGCUGUCACCGGCUCCGCUACUGUUACAGCCUUCUGGCACAGCCUACUGGGCUGCUGUCAGCUCCCCUCCAGACCUGGGAUCCACCUCUGCUGAGUCUCCUCCCCUACUACCCUUGCUGUCACCUUGACUACUAUGGGUCCCAGUAAACAUCAGAGUUCUGCCCGC
Grammomys surdaster is the source of this 992-nucleotide messenger RNA. RefSeq names its product aspartate dehydrogenase domain containing (gene Aspdh). The transcript is spliced from 7 exons. The record is from RefSeq and is a predicted model, not a curated record. Gene Ontology annotation, molecular function: L-aspartate dehydrogenase [NAD(P)+] activity; NADP binding. Gene Ontology annotation, biological process: NAD+ biosynthetic process. The coding region runs from base 57 to 920 and encodes 287 amino acids. Lineage: Eukaryota; Metazoa; Chordata; Mammalia; Rodentia; Muridae.